AUGCGGCCGCUGAGGGCCUUCCCGUUGCCCAUCAACGUGGGAACCGACAUCUGCCAGAUCAGUCGCAUCCGCCGCAUCCUCGAGGGGCCCCGUGCCGCCCGCUUCGUCGACCGCAUCCUGGGCCCCCACGAGAGGGCCGCCGCUGCUUCGCGCCUCCUACCGCUCAGGACAGGCCGCCUGGCCGGCUCCCCUGGGGCAAAGGGCGAUCGUAACUCCCAUGUACCACCGUCAGUCUCGGCAGUUCUGUCGGGAGGUUCACGUGAUGACGAGCUUUGGAAGACGGCGGCGUUCAUAGCUGGCAGGUUCGCUGCCAAGGAGGCCGCCAUCAAGGCACACUCACAUCGUAGACUCACAUUUCACGACAUAAUCAUUGAGAGACGAGGCCGCAACGAGGAGCGGCUGGGCAGCGGGCCCCCGGUGGCUCGGAUCAAGGGCGAGCCGGGGGACGACUGUGACUCGAGCGCCAUGAUUUCCAUCAGCCAUGAUGGGGAUUAUGCCACUGCCGUGUGCAUUGGGCAUGACCCCAGUGUCACUGUAGAGCCAGCACCAAGGAAACAAGGCUGA
This is a messenger RNA of Clonostachys solani, 564 nucleotides long. The record is from the annotation of a GenBank genome assembly. NCBI's taxonomy places the organism in Eukaryota, Fungi, Ascomycota, Sordariomycetes, Hypocreales, Bionectriaceae.